CACCAGUUAGCGAGCAAAAGCGACGCGAGAGCUUCCGUGUUCCGCUGUCACGUGACAAAAACAAACCGCCCCAAUCCACCGCCGUGGAGGGGGUGUUUCAAACCUUUCGGGGCCCACGAGUGGAAGGAAGCAACCGAAAACGACUGAAGGACACGCAAGCGGCCCCGAUUCCUAUUUGUUUGUCAAUGUCUUUAUUUGUUAGUGAAAACCCAACGUCCGAGAUGAUUUCGCAGAAGAUGGUGCGACUCUGACAACAACUUCCGCUUCAGAUCUACUUCCGGAAAUGCGGGAACAAAGCGGGCGCGCAUUUCUCUCUUUCUUCACGAAUUUGAGCAGAGAAACGUCGACACAGCACGUGGAAAAAGGAAAAGGAAAGCAGCAGCGGGCAAAUCUUGACGUCCGGACGUUCAAGCUUCUUGGGCGAGCGGAAGUUUAGCUUAACUUAGCUUAGUUUAGCUUGCUAGGCGCCAACAAAGCAAGCAACACGUCGCGCGGCAGACUCGCGAGUGGGCGUGAAAAUGUGUGAAAAAAGCGUGAAGGACGAAGAGUGCGCGGAGGAAAUUUGGCGGGCGAAAGCGAACGACCGUCAACGACUUUGCAGGCUGCAACCUGGAAAUUCGCUCCGCGGAGAAGGUCUUCAUCCUGAGCAGCAGGUGCCAAAUCCUCCCCCCAUCAAAGAAGAAGCGGCGUCAGAGCUGCCCGACGUUCAGGAACACGAGGAGGAAAUCUGCAAGUUUCCACUGCCUGGUGUCACGGUGAAGAGCGAAGAAGCCAAUGGAGACCACCGGGGCGGACCCCAAGCGGAAGGCCUCUUGGCGCCGCUCUCGGAGAGCGACGACAUAACGUCGCACUCGUCCGACAACGAUGCCGACGAACAUUCCACAGCUCCUUCCGCAGUGUCCCGAGCUCCGGGGGCCAGGCAGAACGAAGAUGACGCGGGGGUCGCCGCGAGUGGCGAAGUGACAGCGGACGGCAGCGGGAAUCGACCCCGCCGGCGGCCGGCUGGCCGGAGACCGGUUAGACGGCGGGCGGGCCGGAGGCGGGAAAACGCUCCGUUCCUGGAUAUCCAGCGAGAUGGCUUCGAGAUGCUGGAGCAGGAGCUCUGCACGCUCAACAAGCACCUCCGGAGCCUCCAGAGCUUCCAGAGCGGCGUUCUCCCGCUGCUUACGUCCAUCGACGGCACGCUCCAACAGAUCGCCAACGCCGCGGAGCAGCUGGCCCCGCGCCCGAGCCCGGUCCGGCCCAGGCGGUCUCUGCAAAGGAGACGGGGGCAGGUGGUGGAGAGUGGAAAAGCGGGCGGGGGGAGUAGCGGAACUAAUUGCUGAUGAUUCAACAACCACGUGUUAACUCACCAUUCUC
Messenger RNA from Syngnathoides biaculeatus (alligator pipefish), 1359 nucleotides. RefSeq lists its product as uncharacterized. The transcript has 3 exons. Bases 519 to 1325 code for a protein of 268 amino acids. Lineage: Eukaryota; Metazoa; Chordata; Actinopteri; Syngnathiformes; Syngnathidae. The record is from RefSeq and is a predicted model, not a curated record.